CCUGGCCUGUGUGGAGGUGAGAGAACAUGUGCGUCUCGGAGGGUGUGGCGCUGUUUGUACAGACUUGAAAACCAGUCUGGCAGCUAACUAACUAAUAACAGUGAGGGAUGCAAAGUGCAUAUCUGUAUGUGUGUAUGUGUGUGUGUGUGUGUGUGUGUGUGUGUGUGUGUGUGUGAAGAAAAACAUGUUGCUAUUAGUUAAGGAUAUACAUGACAGAAGAUUUUUCAUAUUGAGUGAGGAUGUACAAACAUUCCUGCGUUAAACACACACCUUGUUCAAACUAUUCUGUGUUAUUUCACAGGCUUCAGCAAACACACACGCAGGGAGUUUCAUAAAGCAGGAUUUGACAGCAGAUCAGAUAACUGUGAAGAAGACGAUGACGCUAUACAUCCUGCCGAUACUCAUUUGAAUCAACAAAAGUUUAACAAUAGGUUCAGAAAUAUGAUACAUUCAUGCUUUUCAAUGAAAGCCAAUUUCCUUUAAACCGUUGACCCUAUUAAAAUGGUUUUCCCCAUUAUUUAGAUGAUGAUUUGCAUAUCAUCAUAAAUGAUAAUGAUCACGUUAGUUUCCAGCAACAGCUACUGUGGACUGUUUGGACAGAUGGCACAGUCCUCUUACACCAACAAAAGGGAGCUGUGUUGUACUGUACAUUACUUAUGUAUAAGGCUCUACUGGGAAAACUUUUUUUUCACAAUUAUCUUAUGGGGCCUUUUCUGCCUUUAUUGUAUAGCGGACAAUGGAGAGAUGACAGGAAAUGAAGGGAGAGAGAGAGAGAGAUGGGAAAUGACAUGCAACAAAGAUAUCCGGCCAGACUCAAACCUGGGAGUCAGCGCCCCCAGAAAACUGCCUCAUUAUCUCUGCUUUCUGAUUGUUUCAAGUUUUGAGUCAACAUGGAUGAAAAGUCCUUAAAGAGCUCAGAAAAAAAUGAAAAUGUGAACUUCUACAAUGCUCUGACAACUGAAUAUACUCCAUUUGCUGAGGAAGAUUGUGUGAUAUGAUUGAGAGCUCUUGAACAGCUACUAAAUGGACCUUGUGGUGACAUCGUUGUGUCAAAUUAUACUCAGGUGUUUUGAAUCCUACCGGUAAUUGUUGUUUGAAUGCAGAAGUAAUUUAGCUGUUAUACUGUCUAUGUGCUGUAAUUGUGUUUGUCUACAUAUGUUUUUUUUGUACCCAGGUUUCUCUUGAAUAAGAGAUCUUGAGCUCAAUGAGGACAUUUGUUUAAAUAAACAAUUAACUAACUAACUGUGCUGCAACUUCUCACUGAGUUGAAACAGUCCAGUGAUGAAUUAUUUAGAGAACAGGACAAAUUUGCUUUCACAGGAGUCUCAUGUCUUUAUGUUCUGGUGAUACAAAGGAAAGUUUUGUGAACCACAUUUUCUUAUCAGGUUUAUCGACCUUUUUCCUCUUAGUUAUCUGUGGCAGCAAUCAGGAAGCUGUGCCAAAUGUAGUCAAAUAAAGUCAAUAGAAAGCAAUUAUUUCCUGUCAAAAAAAAAAAAAGUCUGAUUAUAUUGUGAGCUCUGGAUGAUGUGUCCUAAACAAUUUCUUCAUCUCACCAUGUUUAAACUCAUGAGAAGCUGCAGAAAGGCUGAAAAAUGAAUGUUGUUUAUUAAAUGAUAAACAACAUUUAAUUACCUCACUGUGCUCCAUCUUUGCUCUCUCUCUCUAAUCAUUAUCAUCACAUUUGUGUGCCUGUUUUACCCUCAGUGUGACUCAUGUCAAACAUGUAAGCUGGUGUCCCUGCAGAGUUUUGCAUUUGAAAUAGAGAUGUAAACAUAGAUUUGAAUGUGUCUGUCUGUCACUUUGUAUGUGUGUGUGUGUGCGCAAACUCCACAUACAGUAAAGAUUAUGUAGGUAAGAAAGCAACCGUGUGUGCAGGGUUUGAGCAGUGAUAAUAACACACGUGUAUGACUGAAUUUUUUUAUUGUCACCAAAAAUAUACAAUAAUUUCACUUCACGGUUUAAAAAAUAUAUGGUUACAUAUAUGUUUACACUGUGGGCUGCUCAGAAAUAUGUUUGACUAAGGGAUAAAGUUGUGAUUUUAGUGCAAAGCAAUAACAGGACCAUUUUUUUUGCAGACAAUCACACUUAAAAUGAGAUGAUAUAAACAUGUUUAACCAUUAAAUCUGUUUAACUUUACACUUAGAUUCUUUGUGAGACGUUAAUUUGACUUUAUGGUUACUUUGGAGGCUGUAGUUUGUGAUGCCGAUAAAUAUUAUUGUUUUUCUAAUAAAAGAUAGAGAGCAAACUAAUAUAAUAACAUGAAAAAGAAGCAGGAGCACUUUGGAAUAGCGUCCAUGGACAUCAGGUUUGAGAAUAUAAACUUCACAAUGAGAUGUUUCUAACAUAUCGUCCAUCCUCACUAAGAUGAAUGGGGUAUUAUAUUCAAUAAAAUUCAACACUACAGCCUCAAAAUGACCAUAUUUUAAAGUUUAACCACUACCUGUCUAAAACAGUUUCUGAACAUUAUAACCUUCAUAAAUGUUAAUGUAAAAUGUAUUAGUUUUAUCUGGGUGACCCUAAAACUAAAGUGUAAAUUCAAACUAAUUCAUUGAGCACCGUACAUGAUCGCAAUCUCUCAUUCCCACAUGUAGAGCAUGUCCUCUAGUUUUCAGCCAUAAGGCAACAUGUUCAUGAUUAUCUCACCCUCUUUCUCUCUCUGUGUGUCUCAGCUGUGGCAGCAGUGCCAUCUCCUGCUGAGCUAAGCACAGAGCACAUUAGCAGCCUGUCAUGCUGCUGCUGAGCGGAUUACAGCUCAUAUCUACUGUAGCUACAUGACUGUCUGGACCUGGGACACACAGACAGUUUUUAUAGAGACCUUGAAAAGGCCACCUGUAGUGCACCAAAUUAUUCUCACAAUUAUACACUCACACGGCAGAACUGGACCUCUGAGGUUCGUCUGAUUACAAAUAUAACUGUGUUUAUUUCAGAUUGUUUUAAACACGUGAGAGAGUCAGCCUCACACAUGCAAUAAUAACAUAUAAACACCACAACUGUCACUGUGCAGGAAAUUAUAUGAACUCUACGUGCAUAUGCACAGUUUAAUGUAAACACUGCCGCGCAGAUGCGACCGUGACAUAGAUCUGCGGGAAAAUUAGAAACCAGAAAAUGGGUUAAAAAAUCCCGUUUCAGCUCAGUGUUUUCACGCUGAACAAUUCCUCGCCUGCAGCACCCAGAAGUGAACAGCAGGCGACCCGGAAGGUUUGAAGUCCGACUGAGAGCAAGGCAGAAAGAAAGAAGAGUCUAAUCCUUUAUAAAAUAUCUCUUCUCUGGCUGGUUCAGGAUGGCUGAACCGCGCUUUAACAAUCCCUAUUUUUGGCCUCCACCUCCUACGAUGCCUGGCCAGCUGGAUAACCUAGUCUUGAUCAAUAAAAUCAAGGAGCAGCUGAUGGCGGAGAAGAUCAGAACGCCUCAUCUGCCCUCCGCCACAGUCCCUUCCCAACAGCCUUUACUGGCUCCCCCGAGCCAGGUGGAGGGCAGCCAGCACGUGAUGUCCAAAGCCCAUCAGAUGCCAGUUCUCCACAGCCACAGCCCGUCUCAGCCAGACAUCGCUCUGCACGCCCGCCCCGCCUCCAGCUCAGUCACAGGUCGUAUUCUGGGGGAUGUAAACUUGAAUCUGGACGAUAAGGCAGCUAUAAAAGCCAGAGGAUUAUGGGAAGACUGGCAUCUGCGUCAACUCAUAGACCAUCCCUCCAGAACAAACCACGUCUCAGGUGUGGCGCUGGCAUCCAGAACGGGCAACCUCAACACCUCAGAGAUCAUCACCCCCACCACGCCCACCUCAAGCAGCCACAGCCGGCUGGGCGGAGCUCCCACACCUCACCUCAUCUCAGGGUUAGCCAGCUGCCACGGGAUGGAGCCUGGGAAAAACAACGGGGGCCUCGUGGGUCUCCUCGGGCCCCCUCCAAAGGAUGAACGAGGGCGUAAGAAGAUCAAAGCAGAGAAUGGGUCGUCGCUGUUGGUGGUGCCCUAUCCCAUCUUAGCCUCAGGCAAUGACCAGUCCUGUGUCACCAUCACUGCCAAACAAGGAAAAACCUACAGGUGUAAAGUUUGUCCGCUGACCUUCCUCUCCAAGUCAGACAUGCAGAUCCACUCCAAGACGCACACAGAGGCAAAGGCUCACAAGUGUCCUCAGUGCACUAAGUCCUUUGCGAACGCAUCUUACCUGGCCCAGCACCUCCGCAUACACCUGGGUGUCAAACCGUACCGCUGUUCCUACUGUGAGAAAAGUUUUCGCCAGCUCUCACAUCUGCAGCAGCACACCAGAAUCCACACAGGUGAUCGGCCGUAUAAAUGCGCCCAUCCAGGAUGUGAAAAAGCUUUUACUCAACUAUCCAAUCUGCAGUCUCACCAGAGGCAGCACAACAAAGACAAGCCCUUCAAGUGUUCCAACUGUUACCGUGCCUAUUCGGACUCUGCCUCGCUGCAGAUCCACCUGUCUGCACACGCCAUCAAAAACGCCAAGGCCUACUGCUGCAGCAUGUGCGGCAGGGCGUACACCUCAGAGACCUACCUUAUGAAGCACAUGUCUAAACACACACUGGUGGAACACAUGGUGUCCCAUCACUCCCCUCAACACAGGACAGAGUCUCCCAGCAUCCCUAUACGGAUCUCUCUCAUCUGAGCUCCACCGCGUGGUUUAAUCCUCACCCGUCUCCUGCCCUUCCAUUUUCCUGAUUUCCUGUGACAUCAACGUCUCCCCCUGAUGGACUUUGAACCCAUGAACGGGUUCCAAAAAAUGUGCCAGAUUGUACUAGUAUCUUGUGAAGAGGUGCUCUUUUAAUGAGUAUAUCCUCCUUUCCUUUCUUGCUGACCAGAUAGUAUUAUCUGGAACAUCCAAAGAUGAUUUUUUCAGCACUUUCAGGCCUGGAAAUGACAGGCCUAAAAAACAUUUUUUUGUGUGUGUGACUUCACAGAAGAAAAAAAAAAAAGGUAUCGCUCCAGGCAGCUACAUGGAAAAUCUUUUUAAACAUUUUUGUGUUGUAACAGAUUACUUUGUCUUUUUUAUAUGGUCCUUUACGAUCUUAAGUCUUUGCAAAAAAAAUAUAUUUGCAUCAGAAAUAGUCUUCCAUUAGCUCGGUGGCCAAGUGAACAUAAAGCUGAAUGCUUAUAUAAAUGUGUAUUCAUGUAUAUUGUGCCACUUCUUAUGUCCGUGUUUGCAAUGUUUCAUCAUACACGUCAUUGUAACGCAUACACAAAUAAUCUGUCAGUAUUUUUCUUUGGUAGUUUUUAUUUUCACCUGUUUUGCCAUGUUCACCCCGACCAGAAUGACUCAUAACUGAAAGGAUGGAUGUUUUUCUUUUAUAUAUUUAUGUUAUAAAACAGAGACAAUGCUCAGAAACAAUGCUCAAAAACACAGUUCAAUCUGGUCAAGAUUAAAAAGUGUUUGGGUCUCCUAAAUUCUAAACACUGUUAUAGAGCUGUCAAUACAAUUUUAAAAAUACACUAAAAAAAAACCCUUUCAAAAACUGAAUUGAAACUUUAAUUGACGCAAUGAGUGUAUGAGCUUCUGCUUAUAAGUACAUGUUACCUUAGCACAAGAAGUGAAUCAAAAAUAUGUUUUUAAGAGCUGGUCAGACCUCCCUGAAAAUAGUGACAUAUGCCUUUUUAUUUCCAGAUUCACUAAAAUAUUUAGGAUUACUGUGUUAGAAUUAUAUUGAGUGAUGCACUUCUGUUACUUUAAUCCACUUUAUAUUUAAUUGGAUGUGCAAAUAAAUAAAUGUUAAUAUGAUAAGACUUAUAUUUUACACCAAACAGACAGAUGUGUAACAAUUCUGGAAACAUGAAUAAUCUUUUGGGUUUUCAGUCAUAAUGUGUAGUUGAAGCAUCAACCUUCUUUAAUUAUUCAUUGUUUUAUUAAUGAACACUUUGCCAUUUUAUAUGCAUUUAAGCCUUAACUUUGUUACAACUCCACUCUGUUGUUUUAUCACUUUACAUUUGCCUUUUAUGUCAUAGCAUGAUAUAUACUGUACAUAAACUAUAUUAACUGUCAACCUGUUUUAUAAUAAAUAAUUCUAUAAUUA
Molecule: messenger RNA, 6020 nt
Organism: Thunnus maccoyii (southern bluefin tuna)
Lineage: Eukaryota; Metazoa; Chordata; Actinopteri; Scombriformes; Scombridae
Gene: znf362a
Product: zinc finger protein 362a
Exons: 9
Coding region: 3281-4621 (446 amino acids)
Biological process (GO): regulation of transcription by RNA polymerase II
Cellular component (GO): nucleus
Molecular function (GO): DNA-binding transcription factor activity, RNA polymerase II-specific; RNA polymerase II cis-regulatory region sequence-specific DNA binding
Source: RefSeq, a predicted model, not a curated record